Messenger RNA from Cylicocyclus nassatus, 4929 nucleotides. Lineage: Eukaryota; Metazoa; Nematoda; Chromadorea; Rhabditida; Strongylidae. The record is from the annotation of a GenBank genome assembly.
UAUCUUUUGCAACUUUGUUCUGCAGUUUCUGCACACCAUUUCAUUUGCAUUCGCCAUACAUGGUUCAAGUGUUGUUUUAGAUUAUGAAGAAGUCGAGACGACGUCUCGAGUCUGAACUCGAUUACACGAAAGAUGCCGAAGAAAACUCGAAGAUACUUCUGAAAGAGAAGUAUGAGAUGUUAAAAUGGACAGACACUGUGGAAAUCAAGUCGCCAAAUUUGUUGGUUCCUACGCAAAUCGCUAGUUAUGUGGAAUCGCUGCCAUUUUGCAAAAUUACAGUCUCUCCAGCUGCAGACCGCUUUGCUCUCAUGCAUCAUAGUCGUCAGUUGGAUGUCUACGCCAUCGAUGGUCAGAAAAUCGUCCAAGAAUCAAGCGUUCAAGUUCUGGAGGAUGAAUUUCCGCAAUAUUGCCUGCUCGAAUUCAGUGCAUCUGGAACACUACUGCUAUCUACCCGAAGUAGUGCACAAAUCGACGUUUUUGAUCACCAAGGCGGUUACUGCUACGACAUACCCCUGGAAGCGCCACAGAACAAUCUGGAUCUGGUCUGUGCUAUCUCUGCUAUAAGAACUGUCCCGAAUCACUCAUCAGAUGAAAAAUAUGCGGAUAUUUUGUAUGCUCUACAGUAUCAUGGCACAAUGUCCGUCUUCAAAAUCGGGCGGCUAACGCGAUAUCAAGAACUGUGGUCGAUAUCACUAGAUAUCGGUCUUGCUGGGACAUUUUGCGUCCUGCCCAACUACAACCUACUGCUGGUUUCUGCUCAUUAUCGAGCGUCUGCAGAUGAAAUCCUACCGGGAGGGUUAAGCUCAUUCCGCCUAAUCGACACCGAUCCUUUUGUUGAACCAAUUAGAGUGGCAGACGAGCAAGGCGGAUGGCUUUCGCGACUUCCAUUCAGUUCUGCGUCAUAUGCAUAUCUGGUUUCCAUGUCUAUGAAUGAAUCACACUCGAAGCUUGCUGCGGUAUCCAGCAUUGGCGAUUUUUUCUUGUUUGAUUUGCCAUCUACACGCUUAGCCUUUCAAGUCAAGUACAUCUCAGGACCACGGCCUGUUCAAACAGUCUUCAUUGAAGAUGAGGAGGUCGGUGUGCUGUUCCAUUCGGGCGAAAUGAUCAGGAGCUCACUAGAAGAUUUGAAAGAUGCCAUCUAUGCAGUCCAGUAUACUGACAUGUUCACAGCACGAACCACGCUAGUGGCGCCACGUUAUCGCGAGCUCUUUAUACUGGCCACUGAUGCUGGAAGUGAGACGUUACGUGAAGUUGCACUUAGACGUACUUCUCUAGCGUGUCGCUUAUGGAUCUUCACUCUUUGGAGCUCAUUCAAAAAUCUUAUGGGUAUUGCUGCUGGAGAUGCGCCAGCUCCUUUGGAGAAGGCCACACAUUCUGAAUCGCUGAACUUUGCUUUGCUGCAUGCUCCGACAAGGACAUUGCAGGAACUAUUUGAGCGAACGUUGAACGAGCGUGACUACAGCCGCGCCAAGAGCCUAGCGGAAAGCUACGAUACCAUUGAUGUUGACAUCGUGCUCAAGCGCGAGUGGCGUGAUUUUUGUAAUAGCCAGGCGGUAACCGUAGAAAGUGUGGACAGUAUCCUGCGACAAAUACAUGACAAAGAUUGGGUGAUCGAAGCAUGUAGCUCUAGCGAUGCGCCGUCUUUGCAAGUUCAGCAAGCUUUAGUUGAUCUAGGAACAUCGUUCCCAAGCGCUCCAUUGCUGUCUCAAGUUCGUCUUCAUCAUAAUGCUCGUAUACUGAUAGUGUGCGAGGAUGUCAACGAGUAUAUAGAAGUUCGGAACUUGUCUUGUUUGGAUGCGGCAUUCCGAUUUGCUGAGCACCUUGAUCUUGUUUCACUGGACAGACUGAUAGAGCAAAACUAUACGCUGUUGGUCCCAUUCAUACUUGAUAUUCUCUCCCACAUACCUCCAAGUGUGCCGCCAAAUCGAUACGAACACCUUCUCCCGGAGAGAAAUGGGAAGGAAGUGCAACUAGAUAAGACGUUGAAUGCUCACCUAGACGCUCUGUUUUUGCUUGCUAGUGAGGGAAAGGAAGUGGAAGAAGCUGUGCGUCUUUGCAAUACUGGUAGCCAUGAGAUAAUCACGCCGUUGAGCGAUUUUGCUAAAUGGGCCAGAAGUCGAGCUGAGCUAAUGGAUUCAGAAGCUGGAUUACCCGAUCACUGCGUCACAUUGCUCAGUCUCGCUGUUCAAAGGGGUUAUGAAGAGUUAGAGAAAGAUCUGGAAAGCUUUUCGUACUACAAGUCUUUCGUGACUAUGUGCGCUCUCGUUGGUGAAACGUUCCAGAGGUUCUGUGCAGCUCCUGUAGAUCAUUACGUAUCUUUCUUGAAGAAGCUUCCAUCGGAAGAGUUGGUGCGACAUGCUUCUCCUAUUUUCUCGUUACUGAAAUGGAAAACACGAAAUUCUGAAAAUCCUGACGAAGAGCUGAGAAAAGCUGUGUCUUCGUUUCUUCUUGCUACAAGUCAAAGUAGCGUCGACGUUCUAAAGGUUUUUGCCAAAGAACGGAGCAAAAUCGUGGACAGAGACAUGGUCAUUGAAUGCCUUUGCAAUCUGGAGCUGGUUGGUGACAAUCUCUUACGAGCAGUGCACUCAAUUGGCGUCUGUCCCGAGCUGGCAAGCUCAUUAGUCGCGUUUCACCUGCGAGGUGUCAAGCCGACAUUCAAACAACUCUGGAAGAGCACAAGCAAUGUUGAUGCAGCACGAAGGUUGCUUAUCCGGAUGUCGAGAUGUGGACAAGCAGGGACCAUAGCUGAAUGGCAAACGUUACGUGAUGAUGUACUAGAGCUUACGGAAGACAUCUACCCAAUGAUCCACCCAGAUGAAGCUGUCGAUAUCGUGACUCGCGAAAUGUUGUCAGAUACCCGCAUUCCACACGACAAGCGUGUACUCCAGCUUUUCCUAACGCUGGACAAGAAUGCAUCGGGAAAGAAAGUUGAAAGAGGAAAACUGGGAGUUGAAAAGAGUGCGGAGGCGCUCAUUGGAAAAAGCGAAGAAAUGAUGCAAGAAGCUUCUGGACCCGAUGAUCCAGUAUUGUUGCAAUCGCGCAGCUUGGCUGAGGCUGCGCGAGAGAUCGCCCCGAAAGAAGCUGCGCAGCAGUUGAAGCUGCUUGAUACCGUAGAGCUUGCGCAUGAGCUUGGAUCUACCAUUUUACCAGUUUCCAUCAAAUUUGCUGACCCGUAUGAGUUUUUGAAGGAGAUAGUAAAGAUGAGUGGCAACUACAAGCAGGGCGAGAAAUGCGCAAAACUCGCAGUACUUCUUGGGGUAGACACACCAGUUGCUACGGCUCUCUCUUUAUGUGCGUUGUCGGCGCUAGUCGAGCAUGAUGAACGAUAUUUGAAGAAGUAUAUUCAUAAAGUCAUAGAGAAGGGGCGCGAUCUACCCGUUGUCCACGAGCUUUGCAUGCGCAUCAUGGAUUCUCCAUACAUUCCUGGAGUCAUGGACGAUAUAUAUGCAUGCGCUCUUCUGAACGCUCCACAAGACAAACUCUUGGAGACUUUGGACCUGAUCCAAAAUCAUAGAGCAGCAAGAAAACGACGAGAUUACGAAAAGCCAGAAAUCAAUGACAAAUUGGUGAUCGACGCAAUGUAUGCAAGGCCGAGAACUAGCCAGUAUAUCUUGCGGCCAGAUAAGAAGGCUUGUCGAACUCUCAAUGAAUGUUCGGAUAUUCCAACCAGUGAGUUGGCAGCUAUCCUGACCAAUAUCAGUGCGCCACUGGCGUUAUGCACAGCUAUGACUGAAAAUGAGUCCCCACAAUGGACGAAAAACGACUUUUUGCUGAAAUAUGAACAGGCACUUCGCUUCCUCGAACCACAGUUGAAUGAAAAUCUCAUAGAACAUAUACCUCCUUCUGUUCUGAUCUCCCAGACAACAAUGUCAGAUGCAAAUGUUACGAUCUUGGAUAGGAUAUCUAAUUAUGGUUGUGAUCGCGAGCGUUUCGUCGAAGAUUCAGAAUAUCGGACAGAAACCAUCAUAGGACUGGCAAUGUCAGAUGAUGAAAUGAUGUAUGCGGAUGCGCUUCAGUUAGCAGCUGAUUUCAAAAUGAACGACUGGCCGAUACAUUUUGCUUCUCUGGAAAAUGCGCUGACGUCGAUGUCGAUUCCUGAAGCAAAGGCAGUGUUAAAAGCGCGCGGUCAUUUGCCAAGACUUCGUGCAGAACCAGAUAGGCUCCAUCAACAGCUACGCGCUAGCGUCGGUCCACUGAUGACUUCAAAUGAGCAGUUCAUAGCUUAUCUUACAUUGUUUGGUGAAGGACAACCGGAACGAGCUGCUUUACCUGUCUUGAAGAAAAUUCUAGAGAAGAAGCGGGGAAUAAAAGCUGUGCAGCUUUACUCUGAUGCCAAAUUUCUUCGUGACUUUAUCAUCAACAUACCAGAUCGCAUUAUUCUUUCUCUGGUAGACGGCCUUCUCGCUAUACCGGUCGGACCAGAAGCUUGUGAAGCUGCGGCAAGAGUUCUCUUGGAUGGUACAGAUAUGAGGCCUGCCGCAAACCCCGCCGUAAUUUUCGCUUUAUUGAGGAAGGAUGAAACAACUUUCACUGAUCUAGUGGCUUCAAAAAGUCUUUCCGACGAAGUGGAGUAUCUGGAGCGAGCUUCGCUUAUGCUGGGAGCGAUGCCAGAUGCCGACAGCAAACUUGUCGAAACCGUCAGGAAGCGACUGACAUUGUUGCAAACUCCCGUUGAAGAUAGCAAUAGGAGCACGCCAGAACUCUAUGAUCAACAUGAUUCCUUGGUCGUUCACCGUAGAAGAAGAUGAAGUUGGAUGUUGAAUUUCAAUAAUUAAUAUCUGAGAUCAUUGUUAAGUGCAAAUUUUUGCAACUUAUUUUCCCUGCCGUUUUUGCUCCUGGUGUACACUUUUCUUUACUUAUAUAAGUUUGUGAUAGAUUUCUGAUAUCGGGUUGUUUUGUGCUAAACAGAGUAAAUAUCGCAAUAUUCGU